AUGUUUGGAGAGUCUCAGCAGCUGUGGCCUGAAGGUCACUGGUGUCUUUCGCGGCAGCAACCCAGAACCCGCUGGUGGACACCAGUGGUGAGGGAAGCCGUCAGGCUGAAGAAGGAGGCCUUUCAGGCCUGGCUGACUCGGGGGUCUCCUGAAGCAGCCAACGGAUACCGGUUGGUCAAAAGGGCUGGAAACCUGAUCUUCUAUGAGUCUGACCUGACAGAGUGUGGCAUCGAUGUGGAAGCAGCCUCAAAGUACUCAGGAGUGUUCACACAGAUCUUUAAAGAGGAGAAUGGACUGUACCAGGACAAGGUGUUCUGCUUCGUCCAUCUGAGUGUUCAGGAGUUUCUGGCUGCUCUUCAUGUCCAUCAGACCUUCAUCACCUCUGGAAUCAACCUGCUGGACAAAGAACAACAAAGAACAUCUUGGUGGUCUGAAGUGUUCCAAAGUAAAUCAACAGGUUUCUACCAGAGAGCAGUAGACGAGGCCUUACAGAGUCCAAACGGACACCUGGACUUGUUCCUCCGCUUCCUCCUGGGUCUCUCAAUGCCGACCAAUCAGAAUCUCCUACCAGGCCUGCUGACACAGACAGGAAGUAGCUCACAGACAAAUCAGAAAACAGUGGAGUACAUCAAGAAGAAGAUCAGUGAGAAUGUGUCUGUAGAGAGAAGCAUCAAUCUGUUCCACUGUCUGAAUGAACUGAAGGAUGUUUCUCUAGUGGAGGAGGUCCAACAGUCCCUGAGAUCAGGACGUCUGUCCACAAAUAAACUGUCUCCUGCUCAUUGGUCAGCUCUGGUCUUCAUUUUACUGUCAUCAGAAGAACAUCUGGACGUGUUUGACCUGAAGAAAUACUCUGCUUCAGAGGAUGUUCUUCUGAGGCUGCUGCCAGUGGUCAAAGCCUCCAAGAAAGUUCUGUAAGUAGUUGGAGACUGAAGAUACUUUUCCAUUUUCCUGCUGUUUCAUCAGUAUAAUCUGCUUUCUGUCUCUUCAGACUGAGUGGCUGUAAUCUGUCAGAGAGAAGCUGUGGAGCUCUGUCCUCAGUCCUCAGCUCCCAGUCCUCCAGGGUGACAGAGCUGGACCUGACUAACAACAACUUGCAGGAUUCAGGAGUGGAGAGUCUUUCUGCUGGACUGGAGAGUCCACACUGUAAACUGGAAGCUCUCAGGCUGUAAGGCUGUCUGGUCACAGAGGAAGGUUGUGCUUCUCUGGCCUCAGCUCUGAGCUUCAAUCCCUCAAAUCUGAGAGAGCUGGACCUGAGCUACAACCAUCCAGGAGACUCAGGAGAGGAGAUGCUGAG
This is a messenger RNA of Amphiprion ocellaris (clown anemonefish), 1294 nucleotides long. RefSeq names its product NLR family CARD domain-containing protein 3-like. NCBI's taxonomy places the organism in Eukaryota, Metazoa, Chordata, Actinopteri, Pomacentridae. Bases 1 to 915 code for a protein of 304 amino acids. The transcript has 3 exons. The record is from RefSeq and is a predicted model, not a curated record.